Molecule: messenger RNA, 1366 nt
Organism: Lingula anatina
Lineage: Eukaryota; Metazoa; Brachiopoda; Lingulata; Lingulida; Lingulidae
Product: cilia- and flagella-associated protein 263
Biological process (GO): cilium assembly
Cellular component (GO): ciliary basal body; axoneme
Source: RefSeq, a predicted model, not a curated record
AUGUAAAUGUCUUCCUUCAAACAAUGAGAUAAACAAACACAAAUUAGAUUUUCUUUAAUCACACUGCGAUUUUUCUAUAUUUUAUGAAGAAAGCAUCCUUAAUAUCUCUGUUUAAUAUGUUAAGCUUUCUCUUGUGUUGUUAAACACCCGGAUGAUUUCCAUAGCGACCACAAAGAAGCAAAGAUGGCGGAGUCAGAGACGAUGAGUGUUGACACCAGUAAUGAGGCUAACGAUGAUCCUCUGCAGGAGUUAACAGACGAUGAGUUGGACAGACUGUUAGAUGAAACUCUGCGUGCCAAUGAGGUUCUGGCAGCAGAAACACAGAUGUUUGAAAAGUUCUUCAAACGAGUUGAACCAAAAGAGCUCCAAGGUAUCCAACUCUCUGUCAACGCUGCUCCGUCCCAAUCCCAACAUGAUGUUGGGGGUCGUGGAAUUGGAAGAAAACGAUCCAAAUCACGUAGCAGCCAUGUCGACAAAAGUCUGAGACUGACAGCAGAACAGAAGUGUGAUAUUGCACAGAGGGAGAUUGAGGAAUUAAGGGAAGAUAUUGACAGACUGAAAGAUGAAUCUGAACGUGUUCUUGACACAUAUAGGGCCAUCAUGGAGGAGGCAGACAUCAGAAUAAAUGAAAUCAAGAAAGCCUCCUAUGAAUUUGAGAGAGAUAUUGUUAAAGGGGCAGUGAACACAAGAACAGGAAAAGUGAUCUCUGAAAGAGUGCUCAAAUAUUUGGAAGACAAAAUCAGAGCUAGGGACACACUUAUCGAGAAGCUCAGAUUGAAGAAUUCAACGCUGAAAGUCCAAAAGAAAAAAUUAGCAAUGCAGCUGAAACAGAAAGAGGAGAUGGGUGAGGUUCUACAUGAAGUGGACUUUAAUCAGCUGAAGAUUGAGAAUGCCCAGUACUUGGAAAAGAUAGACGAGAGAAACCAGGACCUCCUGAGACUUAAACUGAUGGCAGGAAAUACACUGCAAGUGCUCAACACAUACAAGAAAAAACUCAGCACAUUAACUCUGGAGUCAACGAGACUUAAAGCUGAAAUUGCAUCAAGAAAUGAUCUGUUGGCCAGAAUUGACAGUGAAACAGUCACCGUAGAGACGGACCGAGCAGGUGCAGAGAAGAUAAAUCGCAAGCUCCGCACACAGCUUGGUGACUAUCGCGUGCCAGAGGUGAUGGAAUAUGUCCGCGAGAGGGCAGACCUGUACGAGAUGCACAAGAAAGUAAAGAGCUGGGAGAGGAAGGUAGAAAUUGCAGAGAUGGGACUGAAGACGCACAGGAAGGCUUGGAAUCAAAUGCGCAUGGCCAGUCACCAACCAAAUCCAUGGGGAGUCAUGGAAACAGUUUAAUUUUUUUCUUUGAUUUAUUAAGUCA